Molecule: messenger RNA, 1636 nt
Organism: Stylophora pistillata
Lineage: Eukaryota; Metazoa; Cnidaria; Anthozoa; Scleractinia; Pocilloporidae
Product: cyclin-J
Biological process (GO): mitotic cell cycle phase transition
Molecular function (GO): cyclin-dependent protein serine/threonine kinase regulator activity
Source: RefSeq, a predicted model, not a curated record
ACAUUUCGUGUUGCACUACUCUUGGGGUAAACUACUCGAACUCGAAGCUCCUUUUUGGAAUUCAGUUUUCAUUGAGAUGCUUAGCGUUGGAGAACUACUUAGAUAAAAUACAGCGAUCAGUAUCUUCUUUGCUGCCUUUUAAAAUCAUUUCCCGAGAAGAUGAUGGUGGAAAACGAAUGGUGGAAAUCGCAGCUUGCUCUGGAAAUACACGACGUUCUCCGAGAGAAAGAAACCAGAUUGCCACCUUACACUUCAUCUUCACCUCAGCUAAAACUUAGGCGUUUCCUUGUUGAUUGGCUUGCUGUCUUCUCCGAGAAGAUUAAAAGUUCUCAUGGGGUGCUUCAUUUGGCUGUUUAUUAUAUGGACAUUUUUAUGGAUAAAUUUGAUAUAGAUGAACGCAAACUUUAUCUUGUUGCGUUAUCAUGUUUGCUGCUGGCAGCAAAGUUUGAAGAAAACGAAGACAAGAUACCUACCAUAUCAACGUUGAAUGCCUACGUUCAUAACCUGUUCAGUGCACCAGAAUUUCAUCCCAUGGAACUGAUACUACUGAAUUUCUUCUCAUGGAAUUUAGAUUUACCAACACCAGUGCACUUCAUGGAGUACUACUUGAUACAUGCAAUUUCAGCAACAGACUGUCAGUCUGGAAGAAGUAUUGAGGAUAACACCAAACCAAUGGCUUAUGCUAGGAAAUAUGUGCAUUAUUUCCUGGAAAUUGCUUUGCAGGAUCAUUCAUUCCUAGCAUUUCCUCCCUCAGUGAUAACGUCAGCGGCAGUUGCUGCAUCACGCCUGAGACUUCACCUCUGCCCCUCCUGGACACCUCUGCUGAUCAAGGUGACAUCCUACACCUGGGAGCAGAUAGCACCCUGUGUGCACAUCAUGUUAAGAGCGCAUGAUGCAGAUGAGAAAGCCAUGUCACAACAGAAAGCAGUCAAUGCCAAGGGAUGAUUAACUUUUGUCUCCUGGAAUGGAUAUCACUCUGGGCAACAAUGGACAUAUCUCAUGAUUCAUAUAAAUGACAAGCCACUGGUCCAAAAGUUAAAUUUCUAAACAGAGCUGUUUAGAAACUGCCUUCAAUCCCAGUGGUAAAUGAGAACUGGCAAGCAAAAAUGAAACAAGGUUGCUUCAAGUAACAGCCAGUAAUUAAUAAUUUUGUAAAGCACUUGAUGAGGCAUCCUAACUACCGGUAUUCUCCAUCUAAAGCUAUUUGUUAAUUGGUGGAGAGCUGUACCUUCCCUUUGCCUUGCUCAAACCUUUGAAUCAGACAUGCGAGCACUUUUUUAAAGUCUAAUAGUUUGCAACAUGUCAAGUUCAAGGCUUGUUGUUUCCAACAAGUACAAAAGUACUUGAACUACUAAUAACAUUAAUUCUAUGAAAUGUUGCUGGUUUCCAAGGGGUGUGAAUAAACUAUUUCCAUGAUGUUAUUCAAUCUACUUUUCAUUAUUUUUCUAGUCUAGGACUAUUUUGUCUCUAUUAAAAAGUUAGAAGUAAGCUGAAAAUUCCAAAAACAGACUACAAUAACUCUGCAACUCAAUAUUCAGUUUACAACUUAAUUGUGACUUAAUUGUUGGUUUUUAAUUUUAAGACUACAUGGUCUUACAGAUGAAAAGUACUUUUUAAUGGAGAUGUUAAAAGCCUA